Messenger RNA from Hippocampus zosterae (dwarf seahorse), 3881 nucleotides. RefSeq names its product protein L-Myc-1b-like. The record is from RefSeq and is a predicted model, not a curated record. The transcript has 3 exons. Gene Ontology annotation, biological process: regulation of transcription by RNA polymerase II. Gene Ontology annotation, molecular function: RNA polymerase II cis-regulatory region sequence-specific DNA binding; DNA-binding transcription factor activity, RNA polymerase II-specific; protein dimerization activity. The coding region runs from base 290 to 1912 and encodes 540 amino acids. Lineage: Eukaryota; Metazoa; Chordata; Actinopteri; Syngnathiformes; Syngnathidae.
CUUCCCGGGAAAUGACACUGCGCGCCAUUCUGCAAAAGAAAGUGAAUGCGGGCGGAGCUCGCGCGGAAACCGCGGCAAGUUUCACAGCGCAUUUGUUUGAAGACUGUUUACAACGCAGGCGGAAGAGAAAAGAACUGGAAGAAGAAGCGACCCGUGUGCAUGCGCCGUUUGAUGCUCAUUGCUGAGGUCGUUUGCCUUACGGGGGGAUCUAUGAAGGAGCACGCAGAAUUUUCAACGCGCAUAGCAGACCGAGGGAACAAGGAGUGACCCCCCCUCCGUCACUGCCUCUAUGCUUGGCAUCAGCUCCUCCACUGCGCCCCGUUAUGACAGCUGGGACAUGGACCACCUGGACUACUACCAGCACUACUUCUAUGACGACCAUCACAACCCGGAGGAGGAUUUCUUCAAGGCCACGGCGCCCAGCGAGGACAUAUGGAAGAAAUUUGAGCUGGUGCCCACCCCACCUAUGUCCCCCAUCCGGACUGUGGAGGGGUUGGGCAGGUUCGGGCUGGUGUGCCCCACACUUGGGGACAAGCUGGAGUGGGUGUCGCAGUUUCUGGGUCAGGAGGACGAACAGCAACAGCAGCAGCAGGACCCCCCCUGCAAAGUGACCCCGGCCACAGACUCCGUUGGGAACCUGAGCUCCAUCAUUAUCCAGGACUGCAUGUGGAGCGGCUUCUCGACAGGCUGGCAGCUGGAGAGGAUGGUGGGAGAGCGCUGCCACCCCUGCCAGGCCAAGGGGGGCCCCGCCACCACCAAGGUGGUCAACGGCACGUCACCGGGGAGGGCGCAGGGUGUACACACCGACGCGCUGCCUCUGGGUUGUUUGGUGGCGGAUUGCGUGGACCCGGCCGCUGUGCUCACCUUCCCCUUCGGAGGUUGCAAGAAGCAAAUCUCUUCUGGGUCGGAGUCCCGCACCAACUCAUCAGAUGAUGAGGACGACCAAGACGAGGACGAAGAAGAGAUCGACGUGGUGACCGUGGAGCACAAGCAACAACGCAAACCCCGCCGGCUGGUCAACGGCCGCAAACCCGCGACCAUAACGGUGCCAGUGGACCCGCUGGACCCCGGCAUGAAGCGGUUCCACAUCUCCAUCCAUCAACAGCAGCACAACUACGCCGCCCCGUCACCGGACACGCUGCCGCCAUCGUCCGCGGAGCUGCAGCCCCGUAAAAGGAUCCGACACGAAGCCUCGGCCCCGGCGCACCAUCAGCCGAGUCAGCAUUACCACCAACCCCGACUAGGCCACGCCCCCUCCAAGUUCGAUUGCAGGCGGUCUCAUGCGAUCGUGGCCGGGGCCCGUUCGGAGUCUCCCGACCUCGGCGCCUUAUCCCCCUCUUCCCCCGCGUCGCCAUCGUCCGCGGAGCUGCCGCCCCGUAAAAGGAUCCGACAUGAAGCCUCCGCUCCGGCGCACCAUCAGCCGAGUCAGCAUUACCACCAACCCCGGCUAGGCCACGCCCCCUCCAAGUUUGAUUGCAAGCGGUCUCAUGCGAUCGUGGCCGGGGCCCGUUCGGAGUCUCCCGAGCUCGGCGCCUUGUCCCCCACUUCCCCCGCGUCGCCGUCGUCGCCCCACUGCUCGUCGUCGUCGUCCUCCUCCUCCUCCUCCUCCCCGCCGCCGCCGCUCUCCAGCCCCCAGUCGUCGGACUGCGAGGACACGGACCGACGCAAGACCCACAACUACCUGGAGCGCAAGCGCCGCAACGACUUGCGCUCGCGCUUUCUGUUGCUGCGGGACGAGAUCCCCGGCUUGGCCGACUGCGCCAAGACGUCUAAGGCGACCAUCUUGACGCGGGCCACUGAGUACCUGCGGCAGCUGCACGCAUGUGAACGGCAGCAGGCUCAUGAGCGGAAGCAGCUCAAAGCCAAGCAAGCGCAGCUGCUGCAGCGGCUGGCGCAGCUCAGGCGAUCCUGAACGCUCCCGGAACUGAAAAUGUUGGAAUUGUGCGGGUGGAUUUUCUUUUUUUUUUUCUUUUUUUUUUGGAAGGUAGUUAUUUGCACAUUUAGCUUGAUAGACAAGCAAGGCAAGGACUACACAAGUCUUUGGUGAUCUCCAUACACUGCUAACAAAAAGUUCGGGAUAUCAGCCUUUGGAGUGAAAUUUCAGGAUGAGCCGAAAUUCAUUUGAACUUUUAAACCCAUAUGUCCAACUGUUUAGCGUAAUCGGCCGAUUGGCGAUUCUCCCAAAUGGGUUUUGUUCUAUAUGUUUCCAAGAACGUCCACCUCUGCCCUUCUGUGACUUUUCCAGUCUCUGUCUCAAAGAAGCUGAACGGCAUCCACUGAUGAAUUUCCUGGUUCAGUUGGAACUAGUAUCUCAACAGUCAUUUUCAUCAGUGCACAAAAACGCCUAAAUUGAUGAAAAGUUGCCGUUAUGAUCCUUCAAACUGGCUGUCAGGGGGAUAGUGGAGGUGGGAGGAUUCAAAGAAAGGCAGAAGUGGGCAUCCUUGGAAAUUCUCAUCCUGUCGGUAAUGUCGCCAUUUUGGCUUGUUCGAGAGGGACACGUUGUGCAGAAAGUAAUUUACCAGUGGAUGGUUUUGGGGAUUUCAAAUUAACAUUUUCGGUUGAUUCAAAAAGCCAAUAUCCCUGUUUUUGGGGUGUGUGUUAUCCCCCCCCCCCCCCAUGCUAAUUGACACUGAAGUAUUGUAGAGGGGGGCUCCAUGUGAUGUCUGAUCCAGACAGACUGAAGGACACCCCCUUGAUAAGUUAACUUCUUUCUGCACCUUUUUGUGCCAUCUAACCCCUCCCCCCAUUCCCAACGAGAAUAAUUUCAACUAUAUAUAAUGAUUGUACCAUGGGAAGCAGGCCAAAAGGUGAAUGUCGGCUUCAGUAUAUCAACCAAAAGAAAUUCCUAUGAGAAUGGCUUCGCUUAGUCGGAUCGUCAUUCAUUUUGGGGAAUUGAAACCCACUGUAUAUCUCGAUUUUCUUUUUUUUUUUCUCGCUGUCUAAUUCUAUUUGUAAAUGUUUCUUUUGUCAGCCGUGGUUGCCUCCAGAAGAAGCCUUUUGAAAUUUGCAUGCCAUCCCGUUAUGUGUACAUAGUAACCCAUUUCUGUACAGUCCCUUCCGAACCAAACCAGAGCUGUGUACUCCACUCAUUCUAUUUUUUUGUUUUCUUUCAUCUCCAUCAAUUUGCAUCUUAAAACUUACUGGCGUUUUUUUUUCCAACGAUAACUCAAAGUUUCUAUGUUUGCUGUUUGUUAGUAAAAGGAAAUAAUAAAACAGAGCAUUGAAUAUGGAUCACUUUGUCACACAGCAAUGCCUCCUUGUUUGCGUUUUGUGUCUUGAGCUAAAAAAAAAACGGUCACUAAACACCAAAGUUUGAUACUAUAUUUUCCUACAGUGCGGUGUUCAGUGUGAGCUGUUUUUUGUUAACGUAGCUGACAGGGGCCUUCCUGGUGGUUGGUUGUGUGCUGACUGUGGACAGGUAUUUGUGUGAUUAAAAGCCCCCGGAGCUGUAGCACCAUCUUGGUGGGAAAAGAAGCCUCUUAAUGAUCCUAAUGCUAUUGCUUUUUGCAUGCUCGCUGCUCCCCCGCACUAAAGAAGCAACUUAAAAUAUCUCCGAGUAGCAUGUUGUGUUCCCGCCAGCACUCAGGAAUAGCUUUAUCCCACUGUAUGUAACAACCUCAGGAGCCCCCACUCCCCCGAAACAAUGAUUCACAGCUUUUCCACAGUGUUCCGCUCAUCAGUUCAGUGCAAACCACCAGUUGCUCCUCGUUUUCUUGUCUGAGGCCUCGUCGCAUAUUUAAAUGUUCGAUUUGUAUCUGUUGCCAGUUCUAAUACAUUUGCCGUUGGCGAUUUAUGGAGCCUUGUUUCAGCACUUUUUUUUCUGUACCUCAUAAGCCUAUAUGUAUGAAGAGUCAGAAAAUCAAUAAAUUUGUUUGACAUCA